This is a messenger RNA of Rana temporaria (common frog), 2782 nucleotides long. Its product is annotated as melanotransferrin-like. The record is from RefSeq and is a predicted model, not a curated record. Bases 38 to 2320 code for a protein of 760 amino acids. Gene Ontology annotation, biological process: iron ion transport. The transcript is spliced from 16 exons. Gene Ontology annotation, cellular component: early endosome; extracellular region; plasma membrane. Lineage: Eukaryota; Metazoa; Chordata; Amphibia; Anura; Ranidae.
ACUCCUUGAUGUGGAACCUGGCCAGCAGGGAGCAGGCAUGAUCACUAAACACCUUUUCAUAAGUGAACUGCUGGAAUAUAACAGUCUCUUUCUUGGAAGAAGCUUGGGGAGGGCGCAGUUCAGAGCUCCCGGAGAGAUGGUUGGGAAAAGUUGGAUAUUCUUCUUUUGUAUCAUCCAAACAAUCUCUUGUCUCAGUGAGAUCAGAUGGUGCACAAUAUCAGAACUAGAGAAGAAAAAAUGCAAUGCUAUGAAAUCUUACUUUACACAGGCUCAGAUUGUACCUCCUUUGUCUUGUGUGGAUGGGAAUUCAUCAAUCGUUUGUACCCAACUGGUAAAGGAUAAUUUGGCGGAUGCAGUAGUUGUUGAUGGUAAUUUAAUAUACCAAGCUGGAAAACAAUAUAAUUUAAAGCCAGUGGUGGCAGAGGUAUAUGAUCAAGGUAUGGGCACCUCAUACUAUGCUGUGGCUGUUGUUAGGAAGAACUCAAAUAUCACAAUAAAUAGUUUGAAAGGCACCAAAUCUUGUCACACUGGCCUCCAGAAGACUACUGGAUGGAAUGUACCCAUUGGCUUUCUUAUUGACAGUGGAAGAAUGUCUGCUAUGGUCUGCGAUAUUCAGAAAGGAGUGGCCAGCUUCUUUUCCAGAAGUUGCGUGCCUGGAGCUGACAAAGCUUUAUAUCCUUCGUUGUGUGAGCUGUGCAAGGGAGAUGGCGCUGGUCAAUACAUGUGUCUAAACAAUGCGACAGAGUUGUACCAAGAUUAUAAUGGGGCUUUUAGGUGUCUGGUUGAAAGUGGAGAUGUGGCUUUUGUAAAACACAGCACGGUGCAUGACAACACUGAUGGCUUAAACCCUGAUGACUGGGCAAAGGAUCUCUUAUCUACGGAUUUCCAGCUGCUGUGUCGGGAUGGUACCCGCGCACCUGUUAGCAAAUGGAGGGAGUGCAACCUAGCCCGGGUUCCUGCUCGAGCGGUUCUGGUGAGACCUGAUGUGGACGCUUCUCUUAUUUACAAGACUCUGCAUGAAGGACAGCAAAAAUACAAUGAUUUUAGUCCUGACUUCAAGAUGUUUGAUUCUUCUGCCUAUAAUGGUAAUAAUUUGAUCUUCAGAGAUGCCACAACAGAACUUCGACUUAUUUCUAACCAGACUUAUCAAGCCUGGCUUGGCGAUGAAUUCCUGCAAGCAAUGAACGGAAUAUACUGUGAUCCUAACAAACUGCCAAAAUCUUUGCGGUGGUGCACCCUAAACUCACAGGAGGUCUGGAAAUGUGCAGCCAUGGCUAUGGCAUUUAAAAACCAGAGUCUGUACCCAUCAAUCCAGUGUGUGUCUGCUGAAAAUCAGGAAGAAUGUAUGAAAAUGAUUCAGCAAAAAGAAGUUGAUGCAGUAACAUUAGACGGAGGUGAUAUCUACACAGCCGGGAAGAUGUAUGAGCUAGUGCCAGCCGCUGCAGAGAGUUAUUCUGUAAAUGAUUCAUCCAAUAAUUACUAUGCAGUGGCUGUUGUCCAUAAGAACCCUUUUGAUGCCUUCACAAUUCAUGAACUGAAGGGUAGAAAAUCCUGCCACACAGGGUACAAGCGCACAGCUGGCUGGAAUAUCCCUAUAGGAAUCCUGAAGAAGUAUGGUCUAAUCAGACCAGAAGGUUGUAAUAUUGCCAAAGCUGUAGGUGAUUUCUUCUCUCAAAGUUGUGUGCCGGGGAUGAAACAAAAGGAGUUUCCAAGCAAUCUCUGUCAGCUUUGUAAAGGUGAUAUAAAAGGAGAAAACAAGUGUGAAAACAAUACCAUGGAACAAUACUAUGACUACAACGGCGCAUUCAGGUGUUUGAUAGAAGCAGGAGAAGUGGCAUUCGUGAAGCACACAACGGUUUUUGAGAAUUCUGAUGGACACAAUAUACAAGACUGGGCAAAGGAUUUAAAGUCUAGUAAUUUUCAGUUGCUGUGUCCUAAUGGUGCCAGGGCAGAGGUGACUCAGUAUGCAGACUGUAACUGGGCACAGGUUCCUGCUCAUGCAGUGAUGGUUCACCCAGACACUAAUAAACACGUAUUGUUUGGCCUGCUGGAUAAAGCUCAGGAAUAUUACGGGAGAGAGUAUAGCUCUGAAUUUAAAAUGUUUGAUUCUUCACGUUAUAAUAAACCAGAUUUGAUCUUCAAGGACUCUACAUAUAAAAUUGUUCCAGUCAAAGAAAAGAAAACAUAUGAAGAGUGGCUGGGUAGAAAUUACAUAGACUCUUUAGAGGGUCAGCAGUGCUCAUCAAGCAAUGCUUUAACUUCACAGAACAUCGCCUUACUGCUAAUUAGCAAUAUCCUACUAAUUAAGUUUUCUGCAUAAUUACCAACUACUGAGUCAUCAAGAUGUCCUUGGAAAUGUGAUGUAAAAACUUGGAGGUUUUCUCUCUUUUUACUGAAGGCAAGAUCGCCUCUAAGUAAUAAAGGGACAUGUUAUUCAGUGUCUGAGGACCUGCAAACUCUUUGAACUUACUCGAGUGAGAAAAGUCCAUGAUCUCAGCAUUCCUCUGUCUUUUUAAAGAAGUCCAAGUCGAAAUUCUCUAUUUAUUUAAUGCAUUUUAUAUAAUAAUUUUGCAGGAGGAAGGUAUAUGUUUACAUAUGUUAUAUAUGUAUUGAUUCAGAUUGUGUUCAAGUAUCUGUAUUUUGGAUUAAUAAUGUGUAGACAAGCCUCACCGAUCUGCUGUUCACCUAAAACCUUCACUGAUUAGGUAAGACUUAAAGGGGUUGUAAAGGUUCGUCUUUUAUUUUCUAAAUAGGUUCCUUUGAGCUAGUGCAUUGUUGGUUC